UUGGGGGUAUUUUCAUCCAUAUUGUAGAAAUGACAGUGCUGUUUUGUCCAUGUUCCCCCCAUUUUAAGGUACUUCAAUUAUUUGUUGACCGCGCUGACCGUCUGUACUCCCCUGUCUGCAGACGUGUACAGUAAUGACGCUGCAUUUCCUGUAGGCUGGAGCAGAACGUGCUGAGAAGUUUCUGUCCCGUCCAGUCAGUUCUGUUUAAUCUACUGUGGACACCGUUACAGCAGAGUGGAUUUGUGUGGGAUUCUUUAUUUUUACACGUACGAUGCUCAUCGGGUCCAUCGCUUUCCGUGACUUCACUUUCACAUUGCCUGUCCUGUUCAUUCUCAUCAUCCUGUCCCCAAGGCCCAGUCUCAACACUUUGCAUUCUUAGGUGAGUGGAGCGUCUGUGAUAUUCAAUCUGCCCAAUUCAAAUCCCACUUGUUUUUCUAUUUCUAUUUUCUAUUUUUAGUUCAGCCUCCAAGUAGCUUUUAGGGAGCUGGAACGGAAUUAAUCCAAAUCAUAAUGGAAAUCUUGAUAGUUUCACGGCCCUUAGAAGGCUAAAUAUAGUAUUUUGAAAGGAUCUCUGUGUCUGUUGUCAUCUGCUGACCAGCAUUUGUGUUAAAGUAUCUAAAAUAGCUAUUCAGAAUGUGUCGUAGCUUUAUGGCAAUAAAAAGUUCAUGGAGAUUUGAAUCCUUUUGCUGUCAACGCUGUGAGGAUAUCAGUGCAUCUUAUCAUGGAAGUGAAGCAGUUAUCCAAACUCUUGAGUGGCACAGUUAAUUAUUAGCCAGUCGUGAGCUUACCGUUGGCAUGGUAUAGUAGCUUCUUGCCCCUCCCCAGUGCGUGUGAGUACAUGAAUGAAGGUGUUGGUGAUAAUGUCAGGUGUGCCGUGCUAUACCCUUCUUCUCCUCCUGCUGGGGCGGGGGAGUCUCGGACAGAAGUCGGAGCCCCAUGUUGACACUGGGGGUCAGGAGCUGUUCCGGGGUCAAGACCAGUACGCCUUCUCCGUCGUUCUGUCCGCCUCUGAGCGCCAGUGCUUCUGGCAUUUCGCCCAUCAGAGCGGACACUUCUACUUGACUUACAUGGUGCAGUGGGUGACAGGUGUGACGAAUAACAGGUACCUGUCCACGACAGUCAGCUCUCCUCAGGGGUACCUGGUGGCCCUGGCUGAUGACAGCACAGGUCGCAUCAACUUCCAGACACAGGAGACGGGUUUUUACCAGAUGUGCUUAAGCAACAUCCACAACAGAUUUGGAAGAAUGCAGGUGUUCCUCGACUUCGGGGUGCGCUACGAGGGCUUCGAAGAGGCCCGGAAAAACGAAGAUGAGCAGAGUAAAAAUCUGAACGACACCCUGUCCACCAUCGAGGGGAGUGUCAAUAAACUCCAGGGCCACAUCUUCGAGAUUUGGCGGCACUACAACUUUGCACGCAUGCGAAGCGGCGCAGACCACUACCUGCUCCUCUCGAACUCGCGCUACGUGAACUGGUGGUCCGCCGCUCAAAGUGCGGCCAUCGUCACCGCCGGCUACCUGCAACUAUUUCUCCUCAAGAAGCUUUUCUGCACGGACAACAGAAGGCCUCGCUGCUAAGUCCCGUCUCUGGUCCUGGUGUAAUAACCCCAUCCGUACAUGCCAUUAAAGCUUUUUACACCUCUGGAAACAGUUCCAACUGUAUAUAAAAGUGUCAAAUGUUGGUCUGUAGGCUGUACUGUUGAAUGCAUCCUACCUGACAUUUUGAAUGAGUAAAGCUCGAUUCCCUUUCUGUC
Molecule: messenger RNA, 1750 nt
Organism: Conger conger (European conger)
Lineage: Eukaryota; Metazoa; Chordata; Actinopteri; Anguilliformes; Congridae
Product: transmembrane emp24 domain-containing protein 6-like
Exons: 4
Coding region: 843-1574 (243 amino acids)
Biological process (GO): intracellular protein transport; Golgi organization; endoplasmic reticulum to Golgi vesicle-mediated transport
Cellular component (GO): COPII-coated ER to Golgi transport vesicle; Golgi apparatus; endoplasmic reticulum-Golgi intermediate compartment
Source: RefSeq, a predicted model, not a curated record